This is a messenger RNA of Colius striatus (speckled mousebird), 2319 nucleotides long. RefSeq names its product DNA replication fork stabilization factor DONSON (gene DONSON). The transcript has 10 exons. Bases 352 to 2064 code for a protein of 570 amino acids. Gene Ontology annotation, cellular component: nucleus. Gene Ontology annotation, biological process: nuclear DNA replication. The record is from RefSeq and is a predicted model, not a curated record. NCBI's taxonomy places the organism in Eukaryota, Metazoa, Chordata, Aves, Coliiformes, Coliidae.
AUCUCCACAGGUGACUUUUGUCCCAGCGCAGCCACGUGCAGAUGUCCCUGUCACCUGCUUGGAGAAGUUCAUCUGGCUUCAUUGUGCAUUCAGGAACCCUGUACGGUUUUCAGCAGUACGGCCGUGUUUGUUUCCCAGCUCGCUGCGGUGCGGGGAGCGGUGGCGGAGGCGCUGGCCCGGCACGUCCCCGCACAGCCCGUGUGCCGCGGGGCCGGUAGAUAUGGCGGCGGCGCUCCCUCAGCGCCGCCACGGGGCGGGGCUCGCCCUUUUGGCGCCAAGCGCAGACAGCGGCUCCCGCCCGCAGCUCGGCUCGGCUCAGCUCAGCUCUGCGCCGCGCGGUGCCGCCCGGCCAUGGCCGCCCCCACCGUGCCCGGCUACUCGCCCGGCUUCAAGAAGCCGCCGGCGAUGUUGCGGCUGAAACGCAAACGGCUGCGGAGGAGCGAGGCGGCCGCUGAAGCCGCUCCUCGGCCCCGCGACGCGCCCCCUCGGGCCCCCUCCGCGCCCACCCGCCGCAACCCCUUCUCCAGCCUGGACAACGCGCCGCGGGCGGCCGGCACGGCCCAGCCGCGGGAGCCCGCACGGCCGCCACCGAUACCGACGUCGCCGGGAGGGGCCCUUCCAGCAGCGGCCUUGUGGCAGCUUUUAGAGCCUGAUUGUGAAGAAAAACCCGCCAGGAGGGCAGAGCCUUCUGAAAGAACUGACAUCUUCUCCCUAACCCGCGACCUUUGUGUACCUGCUGCUGUGCCCGAAGUUCCCUCCUCACCAAGACACGAAUUUCCCGCAGACUGGAGUAUUAAAACACGUCUUCUAUUUAUGUCUUCCCAACCCUUUACUUGGGCAGAACACUUAAAAGCGCAAGAGGAAGCUCAAGGAUUUGCUCAGCAUUGUAGAGCUACAGAAACAAACUUGCCACAGAGCUUACAGGAACCAAAACUGUCGACAGAACUGCGUUGCGCCUUUCAGCAAAGCCUCGUUUAUUGGCUGCACCCUUCACUGCCGUGGCUGCAGCUCUUCCCCCGCAUUGGAGCAGACAGGAAAAUGGCUGGAAAGGCGAGUCCCUGGUCACAGGAUGAGGCCUUGCAACAAGUGCUAAUGAGCGACUGGUCUGUCAGCUUUACAUCCCUGUACAACCUGCUCAAAGCCAAGCUGUGUCCCUAUUUCUACGUCUGUACCUACCAGUUCACCAUCCUGUUCCGCGCAGCUGGGCUCGCGGGAAGCGACGUUAUCACCGCUGCCAUUUCUCCCACAACUCGAGGGUUAAGGGAAGCCAUGAGAAAUGAAGGCAUAGAAUUUUCAUUACCUUUGGUAGAAGAAAGUAAAACCAGAAAACAGAAAAACUCCGAGGUCAGUUUGGAAAUGGAAGUUACCAGCAGUCUCGAAGUGGGCAGCAGCACGGAAGAUGGAGGGGAAGCAGCUCCAAGUGAUGAUGAUGACGAUGAAAGUUUCUCUUGGCUUGAGGAGAUGGGUGUCCAAGACAAGGUUAAGAAACCAGAUGCUAUUUCUAUUAAACUCCGAAAGGAGAAGCACGAGGUGCAGAUGGAUCACAGACCUGAAUCCCUUGCCUUAGUGAAAGGAACAAACACGUUCACCUUGCUCAACUUCUUGAUCAACUGCAAGAGCCUGGUGGCUGCGUCAGGUCCACAAGCAGGGCUUCCGCCAACUUUGCUGUCCCCUGUCGCCUUCAGAGGUGGAACAAUGCAAACACUCAAAGCUCGAAGCAUAACAGGGAAAGCCAUGGUGCAGGCGGCGUACACAAACGUCUGCAGCCUGGAGGUGUCGGGCCCGGUGCUGCCGCACUGCCUGCACACCCUCACUGCCCUGCUCAGCGCCGCGCAGUGUGGGGCCUUCACUGCCAUCUGCUACACGCACCAGCCCACUGCCGUGUUCAACAGCAGCCUAGACACAGCCAGCCCUGCCCAGGAGCAGGAAACUGUACACAAAGAUCUUCUUAAGUGUGGCCUGCACCCUCGGACUUUGGAUCAGCUGUGUCAGCAUCCAACACUGGGCAAGUCUUCCAUCCACUUCUUGGAAAUGAAGGAUUAUGCCUACAGCUGGAAGGCCUAGGGCUGCUCUGCCAGGGCUGCUUGACCCCUUCAAGGGCCAAGCACGCACCCUCCUCUGCAGCGGCUGGACAGUUCUGGGCUCUAUGCAGGCAGCCCCCGCACAGUAGCCGGAGGGAUACGCGCUCCUUGCACAUCACAGGCAACUCUUGCACCUCACCCAUCGUAAAACACUUUAAAGGACUUCUAAGGGAAACAAAUGAAAAGGCCCUGAACCUCUCCUUUUGCAUUUUAGAAAGCCCUUUUUUAAUAAAACUGA